Messenger RNA from Salmo salar (Atlantic salmon), 6149 nucleotides. RefSeq names its product KN motif and ankyrin repeat domain-containing protein 2. Gene Ontology annotation, cellular component: cytoplasm. The record is from RefSeq and is a predicted model, not a curated record. Lineage: Eukaryota; Metazoa; Chordata; Actinopteri; Salmoniformes; Salmonidae. Gene Ontology annotation, molecular function: protein binding. Gene Ontology annotation, biological process: negative regulation of G1/S transition of mitotic cell cycle; negative regulation of cell population proliferation; negative regulation of transcription by RNA polymerase II.
GGUCACCCUUGCAUUAGGCUAAAUUUCUAUAAGUCACACUGAGCCAUUAAUACGACGACUCUCUUAUUCCAACUCUUACAUUUUACAAUUGGGAAUGAGUAUGCAGAGAUGUCUGAGUGGAAUGGGGCUUCUAGCCUAAGGUACUAGUCUGUUCUAAAGGCGCUCCUGGCCCUUUAAGAGCGGAGGGAGGGGGUUCUGAACCGCUUGGCUGCGGUGUUUUUGUCUCCAUGUCAGUGAGCGCUCCUGGCCCAAGACGUCUGAACGGAUUUAUAAGGAGAGGUGCUGACCGUGAGAAAGAGGGGAGGGAAGAAAAAGAGGAGAGAAGAGAAGCCAGAGUGAGGAGGAGAGACCAACCCUGCAGCACUCUGAGCAGCUGGUGAGGUUUUGUGGGUAAACGUGUGACAUCAUGGCUCAGGUGCUGCACAUGGACCCCAGCUUCCCAGGAGGGAAGCUUACCCCGGCCGCUCCCCCUUCCCUGCACGGGAAGGAGCAGGAGGCGCCCUACUCUGUGGAGACCCCCUACGGCUACCGUCUGGACCUAGACUUCCUCAAGUAUGUCAACGACAUUGAGAAGGGCAACACCAUCAAGAAGGUGCCCGGUCAGCGCCGGCCCCGCUACGGGUCUCUCCCCCGGGGGUACGGCUACACAGGCUCCUGGUGGACCUCCACAGAGUCCCUGUGCUCCAACACCAGCCAGGACAGCCGCCAAUCAUCCUUCUCCUACUGCGCCCCGGGCUACCACCCACACAGCUCCCACUCCCAGAGGCCCAGCUUCAGUAUGGCCCGGGUGGAGAAGACCCUGCUGGACGCCCGCAGGAAGUUGGAGGAAGAGAAAGAAGGGGCCCCCAGGAGGUUCUCUAGCACACUGGGUAGCAUGCACAACAGCAUGGCCGGAUCCACCACCUCCCUGAGCAGCGCCCAUAGCUACAACCGCACCCAUGGAGGAGGAACGGGCUCCUUCACCCCCAUGAGUUCCGGCCUGUCCACGCCCGUGUCGCCCACCCCGGCCCACCUGCAGCAUGUGAGAGAGCAGAUGGCGGUGGCUCUCAGGAAGAUCCGGGAGCUGGAGGAGCAGGUGAAGACCAUCCCCGUGCUCCAGGUGAAGAUCUCUGUGCUACAGGAGGAGAAGAGGCAGCUAAGCGUACAGCUGAAGAGCCAGAAGUUUCUGGGACACACCCUUGGCUUCGGCAGAGUGGGCCGGCCCCGAGGGGAGCUCUACAUCGACAUCCCAGAAGAGGAGGUGAGCUCUGGAGCUGGAGCCACCACCAGGGUUGCAGCAGGGCCUCUGUCUCCCACCACCCCCACCAGUCCUGAGGACUCCAGGCCGCAGGCAGACUCAGGCUGUGAGAUUGAGGACACGGUGAUUGUGGGUGGAGCGCGGCCGGCUGGGCAGAGGGAAGUGCGUACCAUUGGGGUGGGACCAGAGGAGGCGAGGGGCAGCCAGCAGGUGGAUGUGGGCAUUGGGGUGAAGGAGCAGGACCUGGGGCUGGUGCCGGAGACAGAGGCCCUGAAGAGCCAGGUGGGCCAGCUGGAGGGCCAGCUGAAGAGGAUGAUGCAGGAGCUGCAGGCUGCCCAGCAGCAGGGGCAGGCAGCUCAGAGGGAGAGGCAGGCUCUGGCCCCCCAGGCAAACCCCUCGGUCAGGGCCACCAGUCUGAGCUGGCAGGAGCAGCAGGGACGCAGCCUGCAAACGGUAGUCAGCUUUACCCAGCAGCCCCAUCUCCGGGCGCAGAGAACUGUGGGAAUCCAGGUGUACACGCUGGAGCAACCAGCCACUGUGGUGGGGGUGGGCACGUUGCUCCGAGCAGAGGGGUGCAGCUCCCCCUCCCUCCCUCCAGGUGGUACAGUCCUGGAGGGAACCCAAAGAGGACAUGCACAGGCCCUGGGCCCAGAGGAUGCAGCUGUUGAGCUGCCCAUCGCCAUCUCCUCCAAACAGGUCCGAGACGUGCUAAGAAGUGAGCUGUCCACCUCUGUGCCUGUCACUAAUCCUGCCAUCGCCAUUGAUACCAUUGGAAAUCAGAUGGCUUUGCUGUAUUUGAAGGAAGGAGAGACACCCCAGCACACUGCCAUAAACACCAUCCAUUAUCAAGAACACCCAUCAAAGCCAGCUGCAGCAGCCUCUCCCCAGACUGCCCUGAGGUCCAUUAUGAAACAUAAGGCAGAAGGAGAACCUGGCUCUCCAUCCACCAAGAAGAACCUGCAGUUCACUGGAGUCAAUGGAGGGUAUGAGUCCACCUCCUCAGACGACAGUAGCAGUGAGAGUUCAGAGGAGAGUGAUGCCAGUGAAUAUCAUGAGACCACAGAGAAACUCCCAGAAGCACCAGAGUCUGCAGCGGGACAGCACCAGCGAGCAGCAGCAGUCCCAGUCUCUUCCACAAGGCUAGAGCAUGCCACCCCGCUCCCAGCCACUACCGUCCAACCACCAGCCUGCGAACCUGCCUCUGAGCGGAGCACCAGCCAGUCAGCAACCAUCAGCAUAGGACUGCAGCAUGCAGCCACCUCAUCACCAGCCGUGAACACUGCCGUGCAGCAAUGUGCCUCUGACUCUGCCCCCACUGAGACUACCUACCCGUCUCCAGCCAAUGACUGUGUCCGUCAGGGGAGUAUUGUCCAAUCAUCGGUCCCAGACCCCAUCCCUCAGGAGUGUACCUCCAUAAAUACUAGCACUGAACCCACUACACCUGAGCAGUGCCCCAUCCAAUCAGCAGCUACCUGUUCUGCACCCCCCAAGCCACCCAGAUGCCAACCAGAAGCCACUAACCCGGAAGUAAAGCAGGGUGUCACCCAAUCAAAUACCACUGGUGUCACCGUUCAGCUAGAUGCCAUCAAAUCACAAACUUCUGACCUCGCCCCUCAGCAUUGGGCCACCCAAUCGUCAGCUACUGAACAAAGCUCCCAGCAGAGGAUAGUCCAAUCAUCAGCCUCGACACCAGCACCUGGAAACGCCCCAAGUGCUACUGGAGCAGCCAAUCAAGAAACCAGACUGGAGUUCAGUGAGAGCCUGAUGUCAUCUCUCCAUGCCCUGCAGAAAGCCCUGGGUGAACCCAAUGCUUUCAGCCAGCAAGCAGCGAGGACAGCCUACACCACGGUGCUCCAGGAGUGGCUUCGGGUGUCCUGUCACAAGGCAGCUGACACUGCCAUGGUCAGGGCCUAUAUGGAUACCUUCUCCUCCGUCUCCCCACAGCUGCUGAAGUUUGUGGUCAAUAUGGCCGACGGCAACGGCAACACGGCCCUGCACUACACCGUCUCCCACUCCAACUUCCCUGUGGUCAAGCUGCUGCUGGACACUGGCCUGUGCAACGCUGACAAGCAGAACAAGGCCGGGUACACAGCCAUCAUGCUGACAGCUCUGGCUGCCUUCCACUCUGACAGUGACCUUCACACCGUCCUGCAGCUGCUGCGCACAGGGGACGUGAACGCCAAAGCCAGCCAGGCGGGUCAGACGGCGUUGAUGCUGGCAGUGAGUCACGGGCGAGGGGACAUGGUCCGGGCGCUGCUCUCCUGCGGGGCACAGGUCAACAUCCGCGACGACGACGGCUCCACGGCGCUCAUGUGUGCCUGCGAGCACGGCCACGUCGACAUCGUGCGUCAGCUGCUGUCUGUGCCAGGCUGUGAUGUCACCCUCACUGAUAACGAUGGCAGUUCAGCCCUGUCCAUAGCCCUGGAGGCCAGUCAGAAUGACAUCGCUGUGCUUCUCUACGCUCACCUCAACUUCGCCAAGCCUCCUUCCCCUGUAUCACCAAAGUCUCCUCUUUUGGGAUCCUCUCCACCCUCUGGUGAAACAAAGUGACCACACAGUUAGAUACCUUUUGGCGAAUUUAGCAGCACCGCUUCAACCAGCUCCUCAACCAUUCCACCACAAGUGUUGAUAUCUGUGUAUAUAUGUGUGUGUGUGUUCGUGUAUGUGUGUGUCAGUCUGUCUGUGUGUAUUUGUGUGUGAGAGAGUGAUUGUAAUGGUAUUUUCCUCUUCUCUCUGUCUGUUCUCUCUGUAUGUACUGUAUGUGCACGUCGGCAUGAAACCCAGCACUUGACACAAUCCUAACGCGUCUUUUCUUUAAACAAAAAGGAAUUCAUUGUGAUGCUAUACUCACAUAUAGUUCUUCACGCACAAGCGUCUGUUUUUUUGUUACAGUGUUGGUUGAAAUCAAUCUCAGAAAAUAUUCACAUGACAGAAUAAGCAGUUCCCAUUGUAACAGCUCGACACACAAUCUCAAAUCAGCAAUAAUCCCACUUGCAUUCAUUUUGUGUUUUUUAUUGCCACUAGAUAAGCAAUAUUGUAUUACUUUACUGUAGUUCAUUAUUGUAGCUUAUUUUUUGUUCAUAUGCAUUUGUUACUUAUUACUGUACAAGCAAUAUAUGUCAUUCUAUAUGUCAUUCUAUAUGUCAUUGAUAAUCGAUUAGUUGCAAUGACACAGUAGGAAUAUGUUGUCUCAUCCCAAUCAUUUAUGAAACGUAUAAAGUCACCCAUAUCACUGUAGAAUUAUGAAUUCACCCAUAUCAUUCGAAAACUACCAAAUCACCCAUUUCAUUCUGAAAUACACAUAUCUCUCUGAAGUGUCCUUUAUCGAUUGUAUCAGUCAGCUGAUUGGUGCUAAAACAAUUCUGAUACAGGACUCCAGUUUAAUUCUGCACAAUAGGUCGAGAUUUCUACACAACCUUUAUUUACCCUAGAGUAUUUUUGAUAGUGUCUUUUUAUUCAAUCCACAUUUCGCAGAGGUAACGGUAUGGAUCUCCAACACUGUUAACAGAUGACAGACUUUACACACAGCAUUGCUACUUUAGAUGUCAGACAGCUAGCUGUGACGAGGCCUACAGCACCCUUACCAGGAUGCUGUUGUUUGAAAUGAUGGUCUUAGUGGCUAACUUCCAACCACAUUUUAGUCAUGGUAACAGUUAACCAUUUUUUCUGAAUUUUUAUCCAAAGAUCUUCCCCUCAUAACAACUAUUUUGUUACACUGUAUGUUGUGGUGACUCAGUUUGAGUGUAAAGAUAAUAUGUAUUGACCAGACAGAUCAUUCUCAACAAAAGAUUUGGUAACAGCAACAAUUAUCGUUGAGGUCAAUAACAGUUGUAAUGUUCAUGAGAAGGCAACUAGAAACGAUAGCUUCUCUAACUCUCCGAUAAAGGUACUACAUUUCUGAAAUGAAAGAUUGUUUAUUUUCUUGAAUAAAGGUUUUAUGAGUGGUUUUACUGAGGGAAGGAGAGACGUGGGGUGUUUGGGUACUGUCUAGGGUGUGUAAGGUGGUAGGCAAGGUUAAACUUCCUGUUCAGUGGUCACCCUUUUUGGAUUGGUUGGUAACUAGAAAGUGACAGAAUGGACUAUGGAUCUAAUGAAGAAUUUGCAUUGUAAUAUAGGUAUACCAAAAUUAUAAUAAUAUAUGACAUGAUUCUACAGUAGUAGUGAUGCAUAAAAUUAUAAUUUAAAAAAGAUUGAAGUCCAGAAUACAAAAAUACACUGAGCAUACCAAACAUUAAGGACACCUUCCUAAUGUGGAGUUGCCUCACCCUCUGAACGGCACACAUACACAAUCCACGUCUCUAUUGUCUCAAGGCCUAAAAAUCCUUCCUUAACCUGUCUCCUCCCCUUCAUCUACAUUGAUUGAAGUGGUUUUACAAGUGAUGUCAAUAAGGGAUCAUAGCUUUCAGCAGGAUUCACCUGGUCAGUCUAUCAUGGAAAGAGCAGGUGUUCUUAAUCUUUUGUAUGCUCAUUGGUGUCUCAAUCUGGAAUACCUGGGAUAGAAUAAAGUAAUCCUUCUAACCCCCCCCUUAAAAGAUUUAGAUGCACUAUUGUAAAGUGAUUGUUCCACUGGAUAUUAUAAGGUGAAUGCACCAAUUUGUAAGUCGCUCUGGAUAAGAGCGUCUGCUAAAUGACUUAAAUGUAAAUGUAAAUUUGGAUUUCUCUUUUUACAUCAAUUUUUUCCCCCCACCUUUAAAAUAGGAUUUCCUGAGCAAUUGGAUUUUAUAACGUUUUAUAUUUGUUUUACUUUCUUUUUUAUACAUUUAUAUUUGUAUUACUUGUUCACAACUAUAGGUUUACCUACUCGCACAUUUGUUUUUGUUUUUUGACUUCUGUAAAAUGCUCCGUUUGUAUUUUUCCCCAUUUAGUUUUAUGGGUUUUUGGAAGAAAAUAAUAAAUCAGCCUUCAUCGUAAA